This is a messenger RNA of Acanthamoeba castellanii str. Neff, 1488 nucleotides long. Its product is annotated as guanine deaminase. Gene Ontology annotation, cellular component: cytosol. The transcript is spliced from 11 exons. The record is from RefSeq and is a predicted model, not a curated record. NCBI's taxonomy places the organism in Eukaryota, Discosea, Longamoebia, Acanthamoebidae. Gene Ontology annotation, biological process: guanine catabolic process. Bases 1 to 1488 code for a protein of 495 amino acids. Gene Ontology annotation, molecular function: guanine deaminase activity; zinc ion binding.
AUGGAAGAGGGUGACGCGUCAGCUGUGGUUCGCGUGUUUUGUGGUACGGUGGUGCAUGCACUCGCCCUUGACAAGCUCAGCGUAGUGCCGCGCGCCUGGCUUGGCGUAGACGCUGCGGGCCGCAUCGCCUUCCUCCACUCGCCCCAGCAAGACGGCGAAGCAGACCGCCCCACCCUCAUCCACAAAUACGGCCUGAGCGAUGCUGUCGAGUUCGUGGAGCUGCCCCGGCGAGGUUUCCUGGUGCCGGGCAUGGUGGACACGCACUACCACGCGCCGCAGUUCGUGAACGCCGGCAACGGGCUCGACAUGCCGCUGCUCGAGUGGCUCGAGACCUACACCUUCCCCGCCGAGACCCGCUUCAAGGACGUCGACUAUGCCGCACGAGUGUAUCCGGCGGUGGUGCGGCGUGGGCUGCAACUGGGCACCACAACCGUGGCCUACUACGGAACCAUCCAUGCUCCUGCCACCAAACUGCUCGCCGAGACGGCGGCCAGGUACGGGCAGCGGGCGUUCGUGGGCAAGGUGUGCAUGGACCGCAACUCGCCGGCGCACUACGUCGAGACCACGGCCGACUCGCUGCGCGACACGGCGCACUUUUGCGAGGAGGUGCUGGCCAUGGGCGACCCGCUCAUCACCCCCAUCCUCACCCCCAGGUUUGCGCCGUCGUGCACGAUGGAGUUGAUGAAGGGACUGGGCGAGAUCGCGCGGAAGCACGACCUCCCCAUCCAGACCCACGUCUCCGAGAGCAAGCCCGACACCGAUUGGGUGCUCGAGCUGCACCCGGACCAGCCGACCUAUACCCACGUCUACCAGGAAGCCGGGCUGCUCACCAACAAGACCAUCCUUCUGUCGGAGGCUGAGGAGGACCUGCUGGUGAACCACGGGGCCGGCGUGGCCCACUGCCCGAGCUCCAACUUCUACGUGCUGAGCGGCGUCUGCGCCGUGCGGCGCCUCCUCAACAAGGGCAUCAAAGUCGGCCUCGGCUCCGACAUCUCCGGCGGGCCGUGCCCCAACUUGCUCGAUGCGUUCCGGCUGGCGAUCAUCGCCUCCAAGAUCGUGCACGCCAAGCGGCCGGAGCUUGCGCCGUUGAGCGUGGCGGAGGCGUUUUAUCUGCUCACACUGGGCGGCGCGCAAGUGCUCAGCAUCGACCACAAGGUGGGCAACUUUGCCGUGGGCAAGGAGCUGGACGCGCUCGUGGUGGCCCCGUUCUGUCCCGGUUCGCCCAUCGAUGAGUUUGACGCUGACAGCGACAACGGCGACGAUGACGAGGCGGCCAUCAGGCGCACGCUGGAGAAGUGGCUCUUCCUGGGCGAUGACCGCAACCUGGCCCAGGUCUACGUGCGCGGCCGCCCCUUGGCGAAGGCGGACCACGGCACGGUGGCGACCCGAGGGCAGUGCCUGAUGGGGCUGAAGCUGAGCUUCCAGUUGGCCGCGCUCUCGUACCACUGCUGGACCCGACUCGUGCCUGGCGUGCCUUCGGUGUCGUAG